UUCUGAUUAUUCCUGCAAGUGUACUCCGUAAGUAAGUUUUGCCUCUGUCUCUCUCUCUCGCUCACUCUCGUUUCUCUUUGGUACCCUAACUCAACUCGACAUCUGCCACGCCGUCUGGGUCUUUCUUCUCUGACACACUAGCAUUGUAUUCUCUCUUAUCAUUCACUCAUACUUUUCUUCUUCCCUUUGUCCCUCUCAUCUCCCUUUUCUCACCCUGUCUGACUCUGCCUCCUUCAUUCCCCUUCUUUGCAUCUGAUUCAGCUGUCUAUCACAUUUAAUUCCCUACUGCUGUCCCCUCUGCUGUCCCCUCUGCCUUCAUCAUAUCAAUCUGCCAUCCACCAACAAAGUUUUCCAUGUGCAUGUCACAACUCAAACGCAGUAAACUUGAUCAACUAAUUCUCUGACUGAACCUCCUCAGUCCUUGACCAUGACCGUUGCAGCACCUCCUGUAGCACCCGUGCACGAGAAUGGCCUCAACGGUGGUGUCCCCGGACACCAUGUCAACACCAUGAGCCUCCCCCGAUUCCAUCCAAUCGCAAUGAAUCCGACGCAAGCAAUACCGCCGGAACAUAUGAUGCCAGGCCAUCACCAAUUUCGUCCCUUCCACCCCCCUCCACUGCAGGAACCGGGCCCGCCAACAGCCCCGGCCCCAGCGCCCGCUCCGCCGGCUCAACCUUUCCAAAUAGAUCACAUCGAGGCGCGCCUCCGGCAACUGGAACAUGAAGAAGCGGCUCGCAUGGCGGCCCGUAGUCACCUUCUCGCCAUCCGGAAGCGAGAGGACGAGGAGUUUCGUAGGAUGACCGAGAAUGCGGAAGCCGAAGAAGAGGAACUGCGUAGGCAACGGAAGCGAAUAAAGCGAGAGUCCAUGGGACUGGGAUAUAAUGCAAGCCUGGACUCGCCGCCGCUUCGACCAACGCCGCCUCGCCGGUUGUCGGAAACCAACGCAGCGACCACCCUUGCAUUCUUCAAGCAACAGAGCCCCCCGGAGCCUCGCCAAAUUCCCCCGCCGCCGACCCAAGCGCCGCCGCCUCAUCCUCCCCCUCAGCACAUUCACCACGAUCCGACCGGGGCCACGUCCAUCCGGCGGAAGCAGAAAUAUACCAUCAAGAAUGUUGAGGCGUGGGGGGAACGACAUGGGCGACCGGCCGCCCAUGACCCUUCUGGACGGGCGCUCUGGAAGCGUCCAUCCGACGGGAGCCUGGUCUAUCUCACCUGUCCCGUGGCCGGUUGUGGCAAGGCCGACUUUGUGACCCUGCAUGGCUUCAUGUGCCAUUUGACCAAGAAACAUAAGGACCGCAGCCUGGGGAGUCAGUCCCGGGCGCUCGAGGUGUGUGGCAUCGUGUUUGAUCCCAACGCGCCUCUGCCACCCGUGGCAACGGUGAACCGGGCCUCCACCGAAGAAAGUCGGCUGGAAUCAGGCCCGGCGGACGGUGAAGGGUAUCAGCAGGAGAUGGACUAUUCAUCUGCCUCGGACGAGGAGGAGGCUCGGGAGGUCCCCGUGAAGACGGAGGCCCCUGAGAGGACACUACCCGCGCCGCCGGUCCCCAUGGCUCCGGCCCCGGAGCAAAUACCCGUCCCAAGAACGAACGGGUCGACGAAACAAUCCAUUUCCUCUAUCAUCGAUCGCGAUCCCGAGGAUGAGCCCCGGGAGCGAUUAGCCUCGAUUCCUCCACGGCCGGUGGAGGCCCCCAUCCAGGCGUCGCCGGAUCAGAAGCCCGUGAUCAAAGACGAGGCCGAAUUCCCUCGGCCGCAUGACAGUGAAAAAGAGAACACAGAACCUAAAAACCCCACCGAGGCCAAGUAAUAUACUCAAUUACAUAAUACCUACUGUUCAUCGCAUUGCCCUGCGACCAGGCAAACCUGCAUUUCGCCUUGCAUAGUACGAGCAUGCUUUCAGAUUCCGAGUCUCUGUUCAUAUGCAGCUCUUGCUUCAAUACCCUCUUUUGUAUUCGUGGGUGGCUGUUUGCACGUUCCCUUAUAAUGUAAUGUCUUACCUCGAUGGUUGAUCCACCCGAUCCUAUAUUUGAUGCCUACGAUAGCUCAUUAUAUACCGGUUAUAAUCGCAGUCCCGGGAGACUUUAUCCAUAGUCAUGCGUCUGCAUCUAUUGUUCUUGUUUCUGCUACCUUCCAAGACUGUCCAUACUGCUUGGGUGUUGUAUUUUACAUAGUAUCUAUAUGCUGAUCUCAGCCGGUCUCAUUGCAGCCCAUCCACGUCCAUAGCCAAUGGACAUCACGUCCCCACAUAAAUCCCAA
Molecule: messenger RNA, 2253 nt
Organism: Aspergillus ibericus CBS 121593
Lineage: Eukaryota; Fungi; Ascomycota; Eurotiomycetes; Eurotiales; Aspergillaceae
Exons: 2
Coding region: 428-1804 (458 amino acids)
Source: RefSeq, a predicted model, not a curated record